Momordica charantia (bitter melon) is the source of this 1769-nucleotide messenger RNA. Its product is annotated as AT-hook motif nuclear-localized protein 1. The record is from RefSeq and is a predicted model, not a curated record. Gene Ontology annotation, molecular function: minor groove of adenine-thymine-rich DNA binding. NCBI's taxonomy places the organism in Eukaryota, Viridiplantae, Streptophyta, Magnoliopsida, Cucurbitales, Cucurbitaceae.
CUGAGUCUUUUUUUUUUCCUUUUUUUUUUGGCUCCUUAUCUUUCAUAAUCUUCCCAUAUUUUUCAAUUUUCAGAAAAAAAAAAUGUUAUUUUUCUUAAAAUAGAUCAGCAUGCUUUAGGCCUUGUGUUGAGCUUAACUGUUUCUUUUUAGGAAAACUCUUCCAAAUAAACAGUGUUUUAAAGUUUUGCAGGAAAUAUAAUCUCACUGUAAACCCCUUGCUUAUAAUUUCCAUACUAUUUUUCAAUUUUCCCACACUUUUGAAGCUUGAAAAAAAAAAAAAGAAAAAAAAUCCCAAUUUGUUUGAGCCUGUAAUCAAUUUCAUAUUUCUGGGUUUUUGAUGCUGAAAUUGCAAGUUCGAUUAAUUUGAAGAGUUUUCUUCUUCUUUUCUCAUGAGAGAUUGAAAAUUAGAGAAAAGGAAAAUGAGUUUUGAUAAAUAGGCGGAGGAAAUAUUUGUGGGUGUUUUUUUUCUUUUUAAGUAUGGAGGGAAGGGAAGGUGGUGGUGGUGCAAGUAGUGGGGUUACUGUGGUGGGAUCAGAUGCUCCGUCGGAGUAUCAAAUAGCUCCGAGGACUGAAAACCCAACACCGCAGACCGGCGGAUCAGCGCCGCCGCCGCCGCCGCCGCCGUCGUCGGCGACUCAAGCAGCUUCGACACCGUCGGCGUCGGCUCAGGCGGGUGGGCAACCUCCUCCGCUCGCGGCGGCCUCCUCAGUUCCGGGAAAGAAGAAAAGAGGGAGGCCAAGAAAGUAUGGACCCGACGGCUCUGUCACUAUGGCGCUGUCUCCGAAGCCGAUAUCGUCUUCGGUGCCGCCGCCGGUGAUCGACUUCUCAACGGAGAAGCGGGGGAAGGUACGACCGGCGAGCGCAGUGAGCAAAACCAAGUUCGAGUUGGAAAAUUUAGGUGACUGGGUUCCAUGUUCUGUUGGUGCAAAUUUUACACCUCAUAUCAUCACUGUCAAUACGGGCGAGGAUGUCACGAUGAAGAUAAUAUCCUUUUCGCAACAAGGGCCUCGAGCUAUAUGCAUUUUGUCCGCAAACGGUGUGAUCUCGAGUGUUACUCUCCGCCAGCCUGACUCUUCUGGAGGAACUCUAACAUAUGAGGGUCGUUUUGAAAUAUUGUCAUUGUCUGGCUCAUUCAUGCCUAAUGACAAUGGAGGAACUAGAAGUAGAUCUGGUGGAAUGAGUGUUUCCUUAGCAAGUCCAGACGGGCGUGUCGUUGGUGGUGGAGUAGCAGGUCUAUUAGUAGCUGCAAGUCCUGUUCAGGUCGUAGUAGGGAGUUUUCUUUCUGGAAACCAACACGAGCAGAAAACUAAAAAGACAAAACAAGAUACCAUUUCAGCGGCCCCCCCAACUGCUGCUAUUCCGAUAUCUUGCGUCGAUCCCAAGUCCAACCUCUCGCCUUCCAGUUCGUUUCGUGGCGAUAACUGGUCGUUGCUCCCAAACGAUUCGAGGAAUAAGCCAACCGAUAUCAAUGUAUCUCUACCCAGUGCAUGAUCUUAGCUCCAUACUAUUAAUUGUGGAAGUUCCCUUCUCCCAUUUGCCAUCAUCAAACUUGUAGCUGGUGGAUUUCACAUCUUGUUUAAUGGUCUCUGUAACUUACCAAUGUACUUCCAAUGUAGCCUCUUGAUCCCUCUCAGGUUAGUCUUUCACUUGGUAGAGUAGCUAUAGGCUGCCCGACGCAAUGGCGUCGAGUAGAAUAGUUUGAUGUAUAACGUGAAGACUUUCGCUUUGUUUCAUAUCAAUGGAUUGUGAUUUUAUGCUUAUUUUCUCAA